CCUGUCCGCUCCGGCACGGCUCGGCUCAGCUCCGCAGACUCUCAGCGCUACAGAGGGAGGAAGAGGAGGCGGAGAGCCGCAUCAGCACCGCCGCUGCGUCCAUAACACACCAUCCGUGCGUCAACACACAGCUGCCAGCGUUUCCUCUCCGGUCCGGUUGGAUUAAACUGUGGCUUGUGCUGCAGCUGAGGGAGGUAGAGCAGAGCCGGUGGAGCCACUGCAGCAGGAAGGUCAGGAGCCGAGGAUUGAGUCAGCGGAGACGGGGAGGUGCAGGGACCCGUCCGAGCACCGGGACCCCGCCCGGCCGCUGCUCUGGAGCUCAGCAACGGUCACAGCUGUCAGCCAGGGCCUCUGACCAGGGUCUCCCUUCACCAAAGGCCCCAGCAAUGGGUGUGAUCCCUCACUGGCUUCUCACCACUCAGCACAUGGAGUUUGGUUUGUAGAGAUGCCACAGAGGGACAGGAGGGAAGACCCGUCUGGUGAAGAGUGAAUGAAAAAAAGGACGGAGUAAAGAAAAGCACACGGACAACAAGAGGCAAAGAGGGAGAGAAACAAUUCCAAGGAGGGAGGGGACGAUGUGCAGAGCUCCAUGAAAGAGGAGAGACGGAGCUGAGAAUUGAUAGAAACAGGAAGGGAGGGGAAAAACAAAAACACACACAAAGUCCUGGAAGAGACAGACGGGACUGAAAGUGAAAGAGAGGAAGCCACACAGGACAAAGACGCUCUGAGCUUUGAGGAGGUAGGAAGGGAAAGCGAGGGACUGGUUGAGGGAGGGAAGAAACAUCUGGAUGGUCUCCACAGCGACGGCCAGCAGGUUACCCCCCCUCCGAAGAUGGCCUCCAACUUCAACGACAUCGUCAAGCAGGGCUAUGUACGCAUGCGCAGCCGCAAGCUGGGGAUCUAUCGGCGUUGCUGGCUGGUGUUCAAGAAGUCAUCCAGCAAAGGACCUCGACGUCUGGAGAAAUACCCUGAUGAGAAGUCUGCCUACAUCAGAGCCUUUCCUAAGGUGACAGAGAUUAGCAACGUCAAGAAUGUCACGCGGUUGCCUCGCGAUACCAAGAGACAGGCAGUGGCCAUUGUGUUUACAGACGACACCUCGCGCACCUUCACCUGUGAAUCAGAGCUGGAGGCAGAGGACUGGUUUAAGACGCUGUCGAUUGAGUGUCUUGGCACACGGCUCAACGACAUCAGCAUGGGAGAGCCCGACCUCCUGGCUGCAGGAGUACAGUGUGAACACACAGAGCGCUUCAACGUGUUCCUCCUCCCCUGUCCCAACCUGGACAUCUACGGCGAGUGCAUGAUGCAGAUCACCCACGAGAACAUUUACCUGUGGGACAUUCACAACCCACGCACCAAGCUGGUCACCUGGCCGCUGUGCUCCCUGCGGCGCUACGGACGUGAUGCUACUCGCUUCACUUUCGAGGCCGGACGGAUGUGUGACAGCGGCGAAGGCCUCUACACCUUCCAGACCAGAGAGGGAGAGCAGAUCUACCAGAGGGUUCACUCCUCUACGCUGGCGAUCGCAGAGCAGCACAAGAAGGUCCUGCUGGAGAUGGAGAAGAACAGCAGGUUGAUGUCUAUGGGUUCAGAGCCUGGAUCCUACCCCUGCACCCCCACCGCCAUCCUGCCCCGAUCUGCCUACUGGCACCACAUCACUGGAAACCAGACCGGCAUGGAUCCUUGCAGUGGUGAUGCUUCAGACGAUGACCUGCUGUCCACCCGCCUGCCUCCCGACCGCCCAGCCACGCUGCCCCUGGCAAACACACACGCACAGUCCCAGCCGCACAUACACAAACACUCCCCGACACACUACCCCACCUACCCCGGACAGUGACACAAACACUCAGACUAUGUGGACAUUUGAAAAGAUGCAGACAGAGACACACGCAUAUCCACAUGCAUGCAGGCACACAGAGCUCACACACACUGAAAGAGACACACACUGUCCCUGCUUACAUUAGUUUUACAGCCCAACGUUACACCUCACAGGAGAAGGGCGGGACUAACACUGGCCCACAGACCAUGCUGAAUGCAGAAAGCAGGAAGUGAAACUAAAUUCAGCAGAAGACUGCGAGGAGAUUGAGCUUCCUUACAUGACUGCAGCUCCUACACUUCCACAGUAGAUGGGGGAUAUUUGACGUUUUUCCACACUCAGGGUGAGAAACUCUGGCAGACUGGCAUCUAUCAGAGGCUCUCAGUCCGCUUUAAACAACCUAAGUUGAAUUAUAUGUCUAACCAGGUCUAAGUGUUUCCAUCUGUUCUUAAUGUCCACUCUCAAAGGCAGGGUGAAAAGCCGAUAAGAAUAAUUUAUAGGGAUUAUUUUUUAACUGAAUUUAACCUACAGGUUUUUAUUGAAAUUCUGAUUUAAAUAGUAAAUCACUGUCAGUGUGAGAUACAGCUGAUGGCAUAUUUUACAACAUUGUGAAGUGAAACAACACUUUGCUUUUGUUAGCCAAUGCUGAUCACAAACCUAUCUUGUCACCAAGCUGCCCAGAUAGAUUUGAUAUAUUUUUAGUAAGUAAUCUGUGAUUUAGUUCAAACUACAGUAGGACUAGAAAUACUGGCUCUGAUGAGUUUCUCACCCUCUGAGUGACACAAUUUCCAAAUGGCUGCCAUGGGAUUGACGUCAAUAAAGCCCAGGGUGUUUCACUGAAUACUGCGUGGACGGGGACUGCAUGGUGCCUUAAUAGCACCACAUGGACUGUGCUAUCAUCGGAAAUAUACUGACAUCUUGGAUUCCCUGGUGGAAAGUUCCCAGCGUGCCAGUGCCAGCUGACACACUUGUCUGAAGAACACUUGAUCAUUUCACUGUACAUCCGCAUCUGGAUCAAUGCCUUUGAUUUCGCUGAUAACUGACUUUGCAGUUACUGGAUCUGUUUGCUGUGCAGAGGUUCUGAACCGUGGAAUGAAACUGUGAUUGGAUUCAUUUUUAUGGAUUGGCUCCUGUACUGAACUGGAUAUUCACCCUUAGAGCUGCGGACUUUCUUAGGGAUGUAUCCUAUUCCACCUCCUAGUAGCCACAUGCUUUUAUUGAGCUAUAUUUGCACAGCCCUGUUUUUUUCUUAGGUUAUUUAAGGGUUAGAUGUCAAAGAGGGAAUUACAGUGUAGAGGUCAACAGAUAUAUGAUGAUACAUUUGGACUGAUUCUGCCAUUAACUGAUAUUCAGUGUCUUUACAUAUGACCCCUUGAAUGCCAGAUGCUCUUUUUUCCUUAAUUUAUUUCUUACAAGAGCGACAAAACCCUUAACACUGAAAUGGGAAACACAUUGGCGUUCAUAGAUUCUGUAAUGGUCAGGGGCAUCUCUUCCUCCCACAAGGCCGGGGCUCAUUUCUGCACUAACGUCACACCUGAGUGGAAGCUGAACUAGAGGAGCAUCAGGGGGAAGGGGAACAUGGGGGAACUUGGGCUGCCGACAGGGGCUCUUCUGGUGCCUCACUUUUCCGACAUGAUAGGUGACAUCAGGUCAAAAAUGAAUCAUGGAACAUGGAAUCAUCCCACUGAGCUACAGGCACAUCAUGGUUAAAUAUUACCCAAGAGUCACACCAGAGCAGCACUUGAGCACAUCAUGGGAAAAUUAAGACCAACCUGAAGAGGGCACUUGGACCAACCAGAGCUAUUGAGCUAACCCAAGCCAUGCUUCCACCAAACACUUUUGGUAUAGUACCCCUAGAACCGAUACAUAACCCGUACAGACAUGUAGCUAAACUCUAGAUCUGACAGCACUCUUAAAUGGAGGCGUGGUUCUCCUCAUUACUGACGAUGCAGAGGUGUGUCUGCACCUGGUGGCAUAUCGACAUUUUCAUUAUUAAAUAGAAAAGGAUUUAGUGUUUAGUCUUUGUUGCAAUAAUGGCCGCAUUAUUUAGGUCGCCAUCAGUGAGUUGCUUAAAAAUAGUGGGUUUGUCCUUUGAGUCCUUGUCGAGCAAGAGUGAGGAUUGUCUCUGGACAAAUCAACAGAUUACAGUGUUUCCAUCCACAAGUUUUGACAAUAGAAACGCAAAAAUAACUGCUCUAAUGUGAACUGAACUGUUUGGUGGAAACAAGGCUCAAGGGGCACUUGGACCACUCUCGUACCCUAUGAUGUGACAACAAGGGAAAAACUAACUGUGGAAUAGAAAUCCAGAUGUUCUACCAGUGUAAUCAGCAGACGGGUAGUGUCACGGCUGGUUCUGUAAUGGUUUCCUCAGCUUCAUGUACAUGGCCUUUUUCAAACCUUUUGUUGCCUCCAUUCAGUCAGUCUGGGAGACAGAUGGUCUUUAGGGAUAAUUCUUUGUUUAUUAUUAUUUAUUGCAACAUGAAUCUCAUUUGCAGAGUUUUAGCCAUCAUUUAAAUAAUGAGAUCUGGGAACACAGCAACAUCGCUCAGAAGGAGGCGGACAGAGCAAGAAACACAAUAAGUCAGAGGAUUAGACAGGCCGUAAACAAACCUCCAGGUUAGCCCAAAUUAUUACAAAGAGAAAAUGAAGAUGCUCAUAUUGCACAUAUUGCCAGGUUCAGAUCACAUGUUUUUUUGUGUGUUACAAUGGUCGUGUCAGUUUAGACUGUUAGAGUCAUAAAUUCUUGACGUGACAGACUGCACCUUAAAUGUAAACGAGCCUCUAAAAUGAAAGAAAAAAAAUGACUGUGACUAUCUCUCUGUUUCACAGUUCCACCUCACGCCACCAAUAACAUCAUCCCUCUUUCUCCCAUGUUUACAGCUGUGCAAAAAAAAAUUGCAACAUGCUACUCUCUCUGUUGGGACAUAGUGUCAUCCACUAUGACACACCAGACAGGAUAAAAUGAUGGAUUGUCGGGCCCGACGCCCAUUUUCAUUCCUGACUCGAGCCGACACCCUGCGUCUGUUGGGUUGGGAUAUAAUGAUGUCGAUAUUGUGAAGUCUGAACCCAGCAUUAGAGACAGCAGAUGUCGACAGUCAGCAAUGAAUGGAAUAAAAUAAAAACAAAGUAAAUGUAGGUCUCAAAUGUGAAUAGGUGUCAGCCAGGUCAGGUGUGACAGAUGCAGGUGAAAUCUGAGUAAUGGCCCAGGCAGAACUCUUCUUUAGUUGUGCACACACAGUUUUCCUGUUGAAUCAGGAGCUAAUAACAACAUUCAUUUAUGUUGCCUCUCUUUCUGGUUUUGGCUAAACAUUUGGUUUGUUAACAACCUGUCUGAUCAUCUAAAUUUAAGUUUGUUUGAUUUGUAUUUUUGCUCUGUUGCCAAACUCGCCAUGUUCUGACAUCUCUAUUUUAGUAAAUACAAGAUUCAAGUUAAAAAUUUAAACAUUUCUGAAAGUACAAAAUUAAGACCCAAGUUAGUAAGAAACCAGAAUUGUCCUUCAGUAAUGUCCUCAUCCACAAGGGGGCGUAGCAUCAUUAGCAUCUUAAGGCUCAUUUAUACUCACUUUAGGUACAAAAAUAGACACGUCCAUUGUUGCAAAGGUAAUGCCCUCACACUUCCAUGUGUCUUUUAUGAUAGCAUAGAUACAGCCCAUAGAUGGCACUAGAGGGCAGACUCAAAAAUUUCACACAACAAAUGAGAUGACACUGGAGGAGGUUGUAAUUUCAUACCUUUAAACGGUGGUGGUCAUCGUGGAUGGAGAAUUCUUUUCACUGUAUUAUCAAUUAGUUCUUUUCCGCCAUUAUUUAAAUUUCUUUGUCGUCACCUGUGGUUGUAUGUUGUUUGAACUAUGCUACACUGCCUCCAAGAUCUCCAGUGGCACUGAUCUGUUUCGUCCACAUCUGUAAGCUUUCAGAAAACUUACAUAAAUACAGAUGAAAUGAGCACAGAGUACAGACAGCAGGCCCCCUCCAUCUCUUUAGUUGAGCAUAAAUGAGCCCUUAGAUGUUCAAACUCUUUCUAUGAUGCAUCUUUGAUCGACUCUGUUAGGGCUGUUUCAUUCCACGCAAAGGCACGCAGACGCAAGCGCAUUGGGACGCAUCGAGAUGCAUUGGCCGCCAUGAUGCGUGCUUGCGUCUCAAAAUGUGUUGUCCAUGUUUUUUGAUAUGCGAUGCAGCGACGCGUGUAAUACCACGCGUUGCCAGCAGGGUGAUAAUGCAAGCGACGUACUUGAAAAUAAGCACUUUUUGUUAUUCACAGAAGAAGCAGGUAUGAAAUAUGGCGGGCGAGGAGGAACAACUUUGCAAACUCCUACGGGCAAACCCCCGUUUAUGAUAAUUCUAGUGCCCUGCACUGUAAUAAAAUAGCAGUACUAGCUAACUGGAAUGUACCGGCGACUCUGCUACCCUCUAUUGUGCAAGCGAUGUAUUGCAUUUCAAGUGUCGCCCUCAUUACUUGAGUUCAAUGUGUUGACUAUGAAAGGAAGUGCGUUGCUCGCGUCGCUUGCUCGCGUUGCGUGCAUUGACUAUGAAACAGCCCUUACUGUCAAAGUGUAUCAUAAUUUGGGAGGACACUGACCUACAUCCACAUCUGACCCUUGUUUGUAUGGCUGAAACAUAUCUGCUUUCAUUUUCUUACGGCAUUCCAGCAUGAAUGAUUAUUCGGGUCAUGUAUUUUCAGUCUCACCAUCAUAACCUUAAACUUCACUUUUACCUGCCCCAAAGAUUUCUGUUAUGGAGGUUGUCAAAGGAGAAAGAAAAGAAAAGCAGAUCCUGUUUUCUUUCAUCAAGGCAGCUUGACUUUGCGACAGCCUGCCUUUGCCUUCUGUUACACUUCGGCUGACAAAGAACUUCGCUUUUCAUUUUGUUGGUACUUUAGAGGUGAGGUGGUGGUGGGAGGAAGUUGAUUAGCAUGCCAGGAAGGACGGGCUGCCAGAACAAGAGCGGUUGGAUUAUGUUUUCAUGGGAGAAAUCCUCUGAUUGCUGCCUUUUGAUUCUGUCAUAAGGGUUUAAGAUUGUUAAUAUGACAGCGGAGAUUUAACCACAGCAAUGUGACGUCCUGGAACACACCGACCACCUUUACACCAUCGUGAAAUGCCUCGUAUCUGGAUUGUGUCUAGAUCUGACUUAGCCCGAUUAAUGCUGGAAUCCUUAUACACCUUACAUUUCAUACUUCAUGGUUUUUAACAUGACAGGGCUAAGAGUUUUGUUGGUUGUUUACAUGAUGUAAGUUGUGUAUUGUGUGUAGAUGUGUUUUGUGUACUUGCAUACUGUGUAACUUGAGUUUUGUACAUAUUGCUAUUUAUUUCAUAUGGAGUGUGUGUGAGUGUGAUAGAGAGAGAGAGUGUGACACGAGGGAUUAUUGCAACGUGUGUUCAUUUAAAAUGCAGACACCACUUUUUUGUACCUUGUAAUGUUUGAACAAGCAGAUGACAGCAGGUCCACACUUUGUCGGUGUGGCUCCUCACACGUAAAUCUGCACCUGGGUGAACAACAAGAGCAUAUUUACCACUCUGUCCCCUCUCACAGCAUGAAUCUUUUUGGCCUUAGAUGAAUCACAGUCACAUCCUCUUUGUUCAUCCACACUGCUGUUUGUGUUUGUUUGUAAAGAAACUGUAGCGUCCUGCAGAGAGGUGUUUCAUGAAGGCAGCUCAGAAAAGCCUGUCAUGAGUGAGCUCAACAAACUGAACCAGGAUACAACUGUUUCAUAAAGGUUGAGUCAGAGCUGCUGAGGUCAGACUGAAACACAGGCCUAUAACAUCAAGCACAGAUCACAUCAGUAAAGGAAACAGGUAAAACCGAACUGUGAUGUUCACAGAAACAGAGCGGCACAUGUCAAACAGAAAACAGGAAGAAAAGUUGAGUUGAAUUAUGUUACAGUGUUUGGUUUCCACGUGACAUAUCAGCCUCUGUAUGGUGACAGUGUAGUUUUUAACACCCUCAGAUUGGCUGUCUGUCUCUCCAGUGAUUUGGAUGGUAGUAUUUAUGUGCAUCUGUUUCAUUUCUGUAAUUUACACAAGAUAAAAUGAUGAAAAUUUUCACUAAGGCGAAAAUUAUUACCUUUAAUUUAAUCAUUUGAAUCGCCUGAAGCAAAAGAAACCAGACCUGAGUCUCAGACUGAGAGCACAGCAGUGCUUCUAGUAUCAGAGUGCUGUGACACCCACAGUAACAAUGUUAACCUGUUAAUGUUGGACAGGUUUUGAUUUCCAUUUUUACCGUCUGCUAACAUUUGCAAAUAAGCACUAAACUCAAAGUACAGCUGAUUGAUUUAUGACCAAAUAUCUGCAAAUUUAUAACAGUAUGAGCAUAAAUGACCAAAUUUUAGUGCAACCCAUCCAAAAGCUGUCGAGACAUUUCACUCUGAACCACAAAUGUCAUCCUGCUGGUGGCAGUAGUGCAGCACAGUCACCAGAAUAAAUGCCUUUGCACCCUGAGUCUGCACUUUUGAAAUUUUGCAUCCAAAAGAAAUCGUUGCACACUGAUUCUGAUGUGUUUUAUCGCUGCAAAAUUUUGCAACAUGACACAAAAUGAAAAGACACAUUUCCUCCUUUGCCUCUCUCCACUGUAGUUACCUAUCUGACCGUCAUCCCUCCCUGUCUUACAUUUGACACAGCAGCUGCAUGAAGGGGCGGAGCUGUCCUCCGCAUUCUGUGUGUGGUCCACAUCCUCCUCUUCCUCAUCAUCCACCUGACUUGUUGAAAGUAGCCGUCUGAAUUAUGAAAAGAUUCUGUGCAUCCCAUUCCUCUGUCUUGUCCCAGCUGUGUCCCACUGCCUCAUUUUCCUCACUGAUUCUUGGUCAAACGUCUCUGAAGGCUCUGACGGAUGCAACAAAACAAAGCUGUUCCAAAACGACAGAUGAAAGUUUCGGACUUAGUGUGCAAACAUGAUUGACACAAUGUGAGGUUGUAUUUAUCUUUUUGAGACGUGCAAGAAUUUCAGACAAUUAAAAAAAACAGUCUGUGUGCAAAGACCUUUAAUGUUGGAAUUAUAUGUUUCCGCAAACCACAGUUAGGUUACAUUUGUACGUUAUUGUGCAGCAAAUAUGAUAAAACUUUAAUUUCUUUAUGUUUCAAAAACACUGGGAUUAACCUGUGGUUACGUUUAGGCACAAAAACCAUUUGAUUAUGGUUGGGAAAAGACAAUGUUGGCUAAUUGGCUGUUGGCUUAAUAGACCUACUUUUGGUGGCAAAAUCCCAGCAGGAAACACAGUAAUGUCUCUGUGUUUCUGUGGCACUCACCAAGAUGAAAAACGUGAUGAUGUCUUGGUAAAAUAUCACCACUUUCAUGGCACUAUCCUUGGUGAUAAAACAGCAGCUGGUCACAAACACACGUUUGGUGGCUAAAAGCUGCUAAAAUGCAGCGAUGACACCCUAAAAAAAGUCAGUUUUGUUGUGUGUUCUAGAAUGAUGGCCAUCUUACAGCCAUCAUGCUUAGCUGUCCCACCAUCCACCAUCUCCUCUGCAUCCCAAAGACGAAGUCAGCUCAUAUAGCUAUGAUCUGAUGCAUAUAAAACGUACAAAUGUAAAAUGGUUUGCAGCAACGUACAAUGCCAUCAUUUUCUUGUGGCGACCUGGCUGCACUAAAGAUCAUCACUGAAGUUAGUCAGGAACUAUGAAUAUCUGCAUCACAUUUUGUGCCAGUCCCUCAGUAGGCAGGUGAAAAUUUAACCUACUGGUGGUAUUAGAUAAAAAGUCAAAGGAUCACAACACUCUUUAGGAUUCAUCAUCUGGGAUCCAUGAAUGUCUGUACACAAUUCUGUAACAAUCCAUCCAAUGGUUGUCGAGAUAUUUCAGUCUGGACCAAAGUGGCGGACUGAUCAAACGUCUUCUGUGAGACAGACUUUCCUGGUUAAAACCCUGAUGUACUGAGGUCAGUCAGGCUUUACUGGUGAUGUUGCUUUGUCAAACACCCCUCUGGUUAUAUAAGUGACACAACAACGUGCUAAGUGGAAGAUGUGAUUGAUGGUAAUGGCUGUGGAACAGGAUGGAAACCUGCAGCGCCGACAGUUUCUCCUCCAGAGUAGUUUGAAAGCACCAGAUGGUUAUAGUCACUGUUUGUGAUUGUAGUGUCAUCACACACACUGACAGUGUCGGCUCUCAUCGAUGGCUGUGACCUCCCCUUAGCUUUGUGACAGAUGACAAAAUGUUGUUUUCACCCAUUUACACCGUCCACACUAAGUGCAUGUUUUGUAGAAAAAUAAAGUCCAUUACUUAACGA
Epinephelus lanceolatus (giant grouper) is the source of this 10027-nucleotide messenger RNA. RefSeq names its product docking protein 4 (gene dok4). Gene Ontology annotation, cellular component: cytoplasm. NCBI's taxonomy places the organism in Eukaryota, Metazoa, Chordata, Actinopteri, Perciformes, Serranidae. Gene Ontology annotation, biological process: cell surface receptor protein tyrosine kinase signaling pathway. The record is from RefSeq and is a predicted model, not a curated record.